Messenger RNA from Heterotrigona itama, 5861 nucleotides. Lineage: Eukaryota; Metazoa; Arthropoda; Insecta; Hymenoptera; Apidae. The record is from the annotation of a GenBank genome assembly.
AGCCUACUGCGCGCAGAACAUAUUGAAAAAGGAAUUUGACAAACUGCAAGACGUUCAUACCUCCACAGUUUAUAUGUAUGUAGUAGCAAGCACUGCCUUUGGAUUCUCGUUGGACGUCUUUUGCUUCGUCUUCACAUCCUUAGUUACCUUUAUUAGCGCACUCCUGUUUUUUCACUGUGCAGCAAUAUUUAAUGAUUCUCUUGCAGCGUUCUCCGGUGGAGAGGUUGGUUUGGCCAUCACCCAGGUAAUGGCCAUGACUGGGAUGAUUCAGUGGGGUAUGAGACAGAACGCCGAGGUGGCGAAUCAGAUGAUGUCUGUGGAACGUGUACUGGAAUAUACUCAGAUUGUGCCUGAACCGAAUUUACGCGACCGAGGGAAGUUCGCCAAGAAAACUGAGAAGCAAGUCGCGCUUCCCGCCAACACACCAAAGAAUUGGCCGACGAAUGGAAUGAUCAAGUUCAGAAGCGUUUAUAUGAAAUACGUAGAGGAUGAUGCUCCCGUAUUGAAGGGACUGAACAUUGCAAUUAAUCCUGGAGAAAAGAUAGGUAUAGUGGGAAGAACUGGAGCUGGAAAAUCGUCUUUGAUAUCAGCUCUGUUCAGGCUAGCCAAAGUCGAUGGUGUCAUAGAAAUCGAUAGCGUGGACACUGGAUCUAUUUGUUUGGAGGAUUUACGACGUCGUAUAUCGAUCAUUCCUCAGGACCCAGUUUUAUUCUCUGGGACGUUGAGACGGAAUUUGGACCCUUUCAGUGAAUUUACAGACAAGGCUCUUUGGGAAGUACUGGAGGAGGUGGAGUUAAAAGACGCUGUAACUAGUACUGGAACAGGAUUGGAGAACCGCGUUUUAGAUCGUGGUAGCAACUACAGCGUUGGCCAAAGGCAGCUGGUCUGUUUGGCGAGAGCUAUCUUAAGAAACAAUAAAAUACUUAUGCUUGACGAAGCUACGGCCAAUGUGGAUCCACACACGGAUGCCUUGAUCCAGCAAACGAUACGAAAGAAAUUUGCCAACUGCACUGUACUUACUAUUGCUCACAGGUUAAAUACCAUUAUGGACAGCGACAAGGUGUUAGUUAUGGAUAAAGGUCGUAUGGCUUAGUGCAAUAGAUAGUGCAUGUUAGUUCGGCAAGUAAUCAGUCGGUGGACACGGAUAUGUAUUGAAAGAAGAGGAACAUGGAAGUGAAGUUCGCAUACACCAAGCACAAUCCGAAAGAGACUGCAAAUCCUAUUAGUCGAUUAUUUUUUGGAUGGAUGAAGGACAUAUACAUGAAUGGUAUUAAAAGAGAGCUCACGUUGUCAGAUCUGUAUCAUCCUUCAAAAGCGGACUCGUCGAAAACGGUGACGGAUCAAUUACAAGAAUGCUGGAACGAAGAACUUCAGAAGUGGGAGCAAAAGAGGAAAGAAACUCAACACGAGAAAUCUCUGGAGGAGAGCUCUGAUUCCCCUCGUCUGGAGAGAGCUCUGAUUCGUACAUUUUGGAAGGAAUAUCUUUUCGCUGGCAUCCUCUUGUGUGCGGAGUACAGCGGCUUGUUUAUACUCAGCCCACUUAUACUGUCGUGGAUCGUCGGCUACUUCAGGAUCGACGACGACGCUACAGAAACUACUACGGAGAACGAAGUUCUAGUCUACAUCUGCUAUUUGUUACUUUGCUUGAUAUUUUCAGUGUUCCUCAUGCACCACAGCGAUCUGUGGUCCCAGGAGAUAGGCAUGAGGAUAAGGGUUGCUUGUUGCUCGUUAAUUUAUAGAAAAAUACUAAGGCUUGGUAAAGGGGCGUUGAUUCAAAUGAGCGCUGGCCAGGUGGUGAACCUCCUCAGCAAUGAUGUCAGUCGUUUCGACGAAUUAUGUUGUUACUUGAACUUCCUCUGGAUAACGCCCAUUCAAAUCAUCAUUGUGACCACGAUAAUGUGGUACAAGCUGGGAACUGCAAGCUUAGCCGGUAUCGCGACUCUUCUGGUGAUAACCAUCCCGACUAGCAGCUUGUUCCUUAGAAUGACGCAAAAGUUUAGAGAAACCAUCGCUUGCUGGACUGACAAAAGGAUGCAGCUUAUGAACGAGCUUAUCAGUGGUAUUCAGGUGAUCAAGAUGUACGCUUGGGAGAAACCGUUUAGAAAUAUUGUCACAAACAUACGAGCUGUCGAAAGCAAGGCGAUCAGGAAUACCACUUAUGUCCGUGCAUCGCAUCUGUCCUUCUCGGCCUUUGUGAAUCGUGUCGUUCUGUUCGUAACUCUCCUGACGUACACUGCACUGGGAAACGAGGCGAAAGCGGACCUAACGUUCAUGAUGUUCAGCUACUUUCAGAUCGUUCAGCUCACGACUACGCUGUUCUUCCCGCAGGCUCUUCUAUUGGGCGGAGAGACCUUCGUGUCCAUUAAGAGAUUACAAGUUGUUUGACAUAGUUCAAUUUUACUCUAACAUAUAGUCACAUACUCUUGCUCACUUACUCACUUUUCUUCCAACGAAUACAAAUUGCCUCGCUUUUCCCCAGAAAUUUUUGUUACUGGAGGAACACACGAGCGAGGAGUCACGCCAGAACGCAGUCUUGAAAUUCAAGAAAAAGAAUAUGGAGAAAGGGAGCGUGGAAUCUAUCAAAAUGCGGUCCACGAACGCCAACCAAAAUUCCAGCUCGAACAAUAUAGAGCACGAACAAGUAGCCGUCUCGAUAGAACUGGAACGAGUGUCGGCGAACUGGAUACCCAAGCAGCUACCACCGACUUUGUGCAACCUCUCCGUCAAAAUCAAAGGUGGAAAUUUGUGCGCCUUGGUCGGUCCAGUCGGUUCAGGCAAAUCCUCGAUCUUACAUUUACUUCUGAAGGAACUUCGUCUAGGCGCUGGAAAGAUGAAACUGUAUCACGAGCCACUGGACAACAUCGAGUACGACAGACACGGGUACGCGAGCAACAUACCGAAUCUGAAAAUUUCUUACGCCAGUCAAGAGGCUUGGCUCUUCUCUGGCUCUGUCAGGGACAACAUUCUCUUUGGACAACCUUACGACAAGGAGAGAUACAUGGCUGUAACGAGAGCUUGUGCUUUGAUUAAGGAUUUCCAACAGCUGCCUUAUGGCGACAUGAGCAACGUGGGCGAAGGCGGGUCCUCUUUAUCCGGGGGACAAAAGGCACGAGUAAAUCUGGCACGAGCGGUCUACAGAAAGGCAAACGUUUAUUUGUUUGAUGAUCCUUUGAGUGCAGUGGAUUCACGCGUGGCCAAGCAUCUUUUCCACAGGUGUAUCAAAAGCUACCUUCGCGGGACUACCAGAAUCUUGGUCACCCAUCAGUUACAAUUUAUCAAACAGACAGACACUAUUGCAGUAUUGGACAGAGGUUCCAUAAGCAUGUACGGGACGUACGAGGAGUUGUCCAAGUCGAAUGAAGAUUUCACAGAAGUAAUGAAUCGCAUCGAAACGUCGACGGAGGCUAAGAAGCAAAACGAAGUUGCUGAAGCCUCUGAGAGUCUCGAGAGAAGACGAGAAAGUCUGGACGUCGGUAGAAUCGGCGUCCGUAGGUUGUCUUCCGUGAUAUCUACCAACAGUAGCGUGGCCUCCUACGACUACGAAGAUUGUAUGUCAGUGCCGGACAAUAACGAAACGGUGGCAACAGGCCGUUUCUCCAACAAAAUCUACAAGAAAUACUUUCAGAACGGCGGCUCGAUUUACGCCCUGGUUGCUUUACUAGUCAUGUUCGUUGUUUCUCAAGUGGCAAUGACUGGCAACGACUAUUGGGUCUCCUACUGGACGAACAUUGAAAUCAUAAGGAGAUCGUUGAACAGGAACAACUCGUUCAAGGCUCAGUAUUCGAUUUACGUGUUGAAUGAUACAAUAUUGUCGCGUGUGUUCGAUUUGGACGAGCACGGUCUCUUGAACACCGUCGACGCUAUAUACGUGUACGCUUUUUGCAUCAUAUCCUGCGUUGUGAUGGUAUACGCCAGGAACAUGUUCUUUAUGAAGGUUUGCACAAACGCUAGUAAAAAUCUUCACGACACGAUGUUCUCCAACAUAUUGCAAGCGACGAUGACCUUUUUUCAUAAUAACGUUUCUGGAAGGAUUUUAAACAGAUUCUCCAAGGAUAUGGGCUCCGUAGACGAGGUGAUGCCCAAGGUGAUAUUAGAGACCAUUCAGAUGUUUCUGAUGGUAGUCGGUAUCGUUUGCAUGGUGGUGACUGUGAAUUAUUGGAUGCUGAUCCCGUUAGCGGUGUUUCUCAUUCUAUUUCUAUUCGUGAGGAACUCGUUUCUGAGAACUGCCCAGAGUAUCAAGCGUCUCGAGGGUGCAGCAAAGAGCCCAGUAUUUUCCCACGUGAGCGCCACGCUAAGCGGAUUGACCACCAUCAGAAGCAGUGGAUCGAAUAUUGUGGAGUUGUUGCAAAAGCAGUUCGAUGACUUGCAAGAUGUACACACCGGUACGUGGCACAUGAGUAUAGUUGUGCCUGUAAUUUUUGGUCUGUACAUGGACUUCUUCGUGACGCUGUUCAUCGCCUGCGUUUGUUUCUAUUUCGCUGUAAUAAACACAAAUAGCAUUCUUGGAGGUAACGUCGGUUUGGCUAUAUCACAAUCGUUGGGUAUAAUUGGUACCCUGCAACAUGCGGUGAAGCGAAGUGGCGAAAUGAUAUCUCACGUAGCGUCCGUGGAGAGGAUCCUAGAGUACACGAAUUUGCCCCAGGAAGCUUCGUGGACCAGUGACAAUCCUCCGUCGGCGGAUUGGCCGAAACACGGACAAGUGACUCUGAAUAAUGUCACCAUGAAGUAUGACAAAGAAAAAGCCCCUGUGUUGAAGAAUUUAAAUCUGACGAUAGAAGCAGGAUGGAAAGUUGGCGUGGUGGGCAGAACCGGCGCGGGGAAAUCGUCCUUGAUAUCGGCGCUCUUCCGAUUAUUCGUCGAAGGACUAGAGGGAGAGAUCAGAAUCGACGGGAAAGACACCAGCAAGUUAGGCCUGCACGAGUUACGCUCGCGGAUAUCAAUCAUCCCCCAGCAACCAUUCUUGUUCUCUGAGUUACUGCGUUACAAUUUGGAUCCGUUUCGCAGUUACGACGACGCGCUACUGUGGGACAGCCUUCGACAAGUAGAAUUGAACGAUAUUACGCUGGAACAGAAGGUGAUGUCCGGUGGAAGUAAUUUAAGCAUUGGACAGAGACAGCUGAUAUGUCUGGCCAGAGCAAUUUUGAAAAACAAUCGGAUACUAGUAUUGGACGAGGCUACAGCCAAUAUCGAUACGCACACGGACGAUCUAAUUCAGAAGACCAUAAGAACGAGGUUCGCUGACUGCACUGUCAUUACGAUUGCUCAUCGUCUGCACACUAUUAUCGAUAGCGACAGGGUCAUAGUGAUGGACUUUGGUAGUAUAGCGGAAUUUGGUUGUCCUUAUGAGCUGUUGCGCGACAAGCCUCAGGGGAUUUUCUCGCAAAUGGUGAACAACACAGGAGUGUCGAUGGCGCAGUCUCUUCGCAAUCAAGCACAGCUAGCUUACGCGAAGAACACCAGGGAGAUAAGUCUGGACACUUCGAGAACACCGUCCAUGGGAAGCGACUCGACGGACACAGUCAUGCAGAGCUCCCUCUAGAAGUUUCCUAAAUUAGAAGUGAACGAAAAGCACGAUGGGGCAAAGGAGGAAGGACCGUUCGCAAUUUUUCGUAUUUAUUUAAAAUUGAAAGUAUCAAUACAAAUGUGUGCUGAAAACAAAACGAAAGAAACUCUCUUUCUCUUCCCUUCGGAUCUGUUUCCCCCUCGUCAUCUCCAUUUAUUCACCGUUACAUUAGUCUGUAAUUAGUCGAAUAAUUACAUCGAGAAAAUCAACCGCAAAACACACGAAUUUGUCGAAAUCAAAACGAUGCAAAAGGAACUUUACAAUUCUCUCUCUCUUUCGUCGUAUCUCCUCUUGCAUU